This is a messenger RNA of Girardinichthys multiradiatus, 1083 nucleotides long. It is a transcript of the gene rgs5b, whose product is annotated as regulator of G protein signaling 5b. NCBI's taxonomy places the organism in Eukaryota, Metazoa, Chordata, Actinopteri, Cyprinodontiformes, Goodeidae. The record is from RefSeq and is a predicted model, not a curated record. The transcript has 5 exons. The coding region runs from base 116 to 649 and encodes 177 amino acids.
GACGGCAUAUCAGCUGGAAGCUCAUUUACUGACGACAAGGAGAACAGCUCACACACGUAAUCACCUGUGGAGAAACUUUGGGAGCUAUUCAGCAGAGAGCAGAAAACGUCUUACCAUGUGCCGAGGACUUGAAUCACUGCCCAUCACCUGUCUGGAGAGGGCAAAGGAGCUGAGAGCGUUAUUUGGAAGUUUGCUACAGAGAUCAGACCACACAGGGCAGCACAAAAAAAGUGACAAACUAAGAUUACACGAAGUCAAUGAGCCUCUGAAAUGGAAGGAGUCAUUUGACAAUCUGAUGUCUAGUCAAAAUGGAUUGUGCCUGUUCAGAGCAUUCCUGGUGUCAGAGUACAGUGAGGAAAACAUUGCCUUUUACUUGGCCUGCGAGGACUACAGGACAAGUAAACCUUCCAAAAUGGCCACCAAGGCAAAGAAAAUCUAUGAGGAGUUCAUCGACUCUGAUGCGCCAAGAGAGGUAAACAUUGACCACGCUACCAAAGAACUCACCAAGGAGAACAUGAAGCGGCCCAAGCAGUCCUGUUUCGAUCAGGCUCAAGACAGAAUCUACACCUUGAUGGAGAAAGAUUGCUACCCUCGCUUCCUCAGAUCCUCUGUGUACUUGGAGCUUACGAGAAAAACCAAGACAGGCUAAGAGACUUGAAUAACAACCGAAACUUAGACACAACUUGACUUCUCCUUAAAAGGGGACAUAAGCAAGCCAAUGCACUGCUGAGACUACAAAGCCGUGGUUGAAAGCCCAUAGACUUUCUGGAUGAGCAGUGGAGUCUCCUCAAAGAUUCCAUGGAUUGGGACGCAAGCUGGAAGCUGAAGUUGACAGGAAGCUGUGAGAAGCUUGCACAGACUGAGCAUUAAGAGCCUCAUGUACUGUACAUUUAAAAACAAGAAUGAAGUGCUAUCACACAACCAAACUACCAUUUGAAGUGUAUCGUUAGUAUUUAUUUAUUCUUUAUUUAUUAAAAAUUGUUUACUGAAUGUUUGAUGCGCAAAUGAUUGUUGAAAAUGUGUUUAUUUUAUAUAUUUAAUUUUUUAUGUUAAUGUAAUAUUAAAUAAAAAAUAACAGAGAAA